AUGACUAACAUAAUAUAUGAGCCCAAGGGCGAUGGAUCGUCGAGCUCGACCAUCACGGCCAAGCCUGGCGCGAUCAAGGCCGAGGUGCUGAACCAUAAUACCAGCGAGGUCGAGUCGCUUUGCGAAAAGCCGAACCAGUCCGAUGUGAAGCGGGAGUUGAAGCCAAGGCACGUAACGAUGAUCUCGUUGGGCGGGACUAUCGGAACUGGUCUCUUCAUCGGUAUUGCCUCGCCCAUCAGGAAUGCUGGCCCAGUUGGUUCGUUGCUUGCAUACAUCUUUGUCGCUACGAUGGCCUACUGUGUAACGCAGUCGCUCGGUGAGAUGGCAACUUUCAUACCGGUAACGUCGUCAUUCACCGUUUUUGCAUCUCGUUUUGUGUCACCUGCAUUGGGUGCUGCGAACGGCUACCUGUACUGGCUAUCGUGGUGCAUCACGUUUGCACUUGAGAUCUCUGUCAUCGGGCGACUUAUCCUCUACUGGUCGGACGCAGUCCCGAUCACAGCUUGGAUGGCCAUCUUCUGGGUUCUCCUCACAGCAAUUAACUUAAUUCCUGUGAAGUUCUACGGUGAAUUCGAGUUCUGGAUUGCAUCGCUCAAGGUGAUAGCCAUCUUGUGCUUCCUUUUUUACGGCCUAGUCGUCGUGUGCGGUGGAUCCAAGCUGGGCCGAAUCGGCUUCCGCUACUGGAAGGACCCCGGCCCGUGGGGCGUGGGCAUCGUAUCCCAGGAAAUUCACACAGCGCAGUUUCUGGGUUGGGUGUCCUCGCUAAUCAAAGCGGCAUUUACAUUCCAGGGCACCGAGUUGGUGGGUGUCACCGCAGGCGAGACCAAGAACCCCAGACGGACGGUCCCCAAGGCCAUCAACACGGUCUUCUUCCGGAUCCUACUCUUCUACAUUGGGUCCCUUCUCGUCAUCGGACUCUUGGUACGGUACGACGAUCCUCAGCUUAUCCAGGACGGGUCCACUACAAACGCCAAUGCAUCUCCAUUCGUCGUCGCAAUCAACGCUGCAGGCACCAAAGUGUUACCGGACAUCAUGAAUGGUGUCAUCAUGGUGACCAUCAUCUCCGCAGGCAACUCCAACAUCUACGUCGGCUCGCGUGUCCUCUACGGCCUGGGCCGCAGCGGCUUAGCGCCCGCCUUCAUCAGCCGCACCACCUCAAGGGGCGUCCCAUACGUCGCCGUGCUCGCCACUUCCAUGUUCGGCGCGCUCGGCUAUCUCAACGUCAGCAGCAAAUCGGGCAGCGUCUUUGACUGGUUGCUCAGCAUUACCGCUGUCUCAGGCUUCUUCACAUGGCUCCUCAUCAGUGUCUCCCACAUCCGCUUUAUGCAGUGCCUUAAGAAGCGCGGCAUCUCGCGUGACGACCUACCGUUUAAGGCCAAGUUCAUGCCUUACGGCGCCUAUUACGCCGCCUUCUUCGUCAUCGUCAUCAUCCUCGUUCAGGGUUUUACCGCCUUCACCCCCUUCAGUGCCGUUGACUUCGUCGCCUACUACAUCUCGGCCUUCAUCUUUGUCGUUAUCUGGUUGCUCUUCCAGUUUCUCUUCAAGGGCCGCUGGUUCCAUACUGUCGACGAGAUCGACAUCGACACCGACCGCCGCGACAUCGACGCAAUUAUCUGGGACGACGACAAGCCUACCACCCUGUGGGGGAAGAUCUGGUACCAUCUCUCGUGA
Messenger RNA from Eremothecium gossypii ATCC 10895, 1671 nucleotides. RefSeq names its product AFR668Wp. Gene Ontology annotation, biological process: amino acid transmembrane transport. Gene Ontology annotation, cellular component: membrane. NCBI's taxonomy places the organism in Eukaryota, Fungi, Ascomycota, Saccharomycetes, Saccharomycetales, Saccharomycetaceae. The coding region runs from base 1 to 1671 and encodes 556 amino acids. The transcript has a single exon. Gene Ontology annotation, molecular function: amino acid transmembrane transporter activity. The record is from RefSeq and is marked provisional.